GCAAAUUUUUUCAUACAUCUGAAUAUUACGACAUCUUAUUUAUUUACGACAUAUCUUUCUGUCUAUCAUAUCGUUUCUGUGGAUGGAUUAACAACACAUCUAUUCAACUCUAUAUUAGGAAAUACAUGGUAAUGGAGUCAACAACACAAUAAGAAACAAUGUCGUCACCAACAGAAGUUAUUUCCAACAUCGAGGAGCCACAAGAAAGGGCGCCAACUCAGACUACCUACACCUUGGAAACAAACAGACGUCUACAGAUAGACCUUAGCGUCGAUAAACUAUGUUACACAGUGAAUCCAAAGAAUCUAAACUUCUUCCAGAAAUUGUCCACUUUACAGAUGCCAUGGGAAGUAACGGAAUGUUCCGGGCCACAAAAAGUCUUAGACAACGUCACAUUCACAGCCAAAUCGGGACAAUUGCUGGCCAUUAUGGGAAGUUCAGGAAGUGGUAAGACAAGUCUGUUAGAUGUAUUGGCAGGACGUAUUACAGUUGGUGAGAUACUUGGUGAUGUCUUUCUGAAUGGUGUUCAACAGAACAAUUCCAUGAUUAGAUCGUUCUCAGCAUACGUUAAACAAGACGAUAGACUGUUACCUCAUCUGACGAUAAAAGAAACACUUAUGUUUGUUGCAGAAUUAAAGCUACCGACAACAUUUACGAGUAAAAAAAUAGAAGACAGGGUAGACAGUGUGAUAGCCGAACUCGGAUUAAGACAUGUAUCAAAUUCAAAAGUUGGAAAUGCAGAGAGCCGUGGUGUGUCUGGUGGUGAGAGACGUCGUGUCAGUAUUGGAAUACAGUUAUUGCUCGAUCCAAGCAUUAUUUUCCUCGAUGAACCAACGUCAGGUUUGGAUGCUUUUACAGCUCAUCAUCUGGUCGAAACUUUAGCAAAGAUGUCAAGAAAUAACAGGACAGUCAUAAUGUCUAUACAUCAACCAAGGUCUGACAUAUUUGAGCUGUUUGAUCGAGUUAUGAUUAUGACAAAAGGAAAUGUUGUUUAUAAUGGCGAAGCCGCAAAAAUGGUUGAUUAUUUUACAAAUCUUGGAUAUCCUUGUCCUCAUUUAACAAACCCUGGAGAUUAUUACAUUGAUUUGGUUACCUUGGAUCCGUCAUCAGAAGAAACGGAAAUGUCCAGUAAACAAACAAUGGAGAAUCUGUUACAGAGUUAUACACAAAAGAGGUCCGUUGUGUCAGAACAAGAUAUAUCAGUUCACACAGAAGAAGAGGUUCCAAUGAUGGACAUGUUGAACAUGAUAAAUAAGUUCAGUCAAUCACCAGGAUAUUUUAGACAGUUUUCCGUCUUGUUCAGGCGAUGUACACGUAAUAUAUUAGAAGAUUACCUUAACCUAUCAGCACAGUUUAUCCAGGCGUUUGCCAUGUCUUUUGUUGUUGGUUUGGUUUAUUAUAAAUUGGCAUAUGGUCAGAGUAAUAUACGUGAUUGGUUUGGUCUAAUGUACAUCCUGGCGGCAUUAUACCCUUAUAUGGUCAUACUUGAUGUUAUAGCCCAAUAUCACAAUGAAAGAAACUAUUUGUACUGUGAGCUUGAAGAUCAUCUGUAUGUUAUAGGUCCUUACUACUUUGCGAAGAUUUUUAGUGAGCUGCCGUUACAUACAUUCUACGUCAUAGUUUAUGUUAUACCAGCGUAUUUCUUAGCUGGACUUACAAAUGACGUUUCAGUAUUCUUUCAAGUGUUUGGAUUAUUAUACCUGAUGAUAUACUGUAGCAGAUCACUUGCUAUGCUGUCAUCGGCAAUAUUACCUAACUUUCAACUCUCAUGCUUUUUUGCUCAGACUUUCUUUUCAAUGUUUAUUAUGUCGGCAGGAUUCUUCAUCAACUUGGAUAAUAUAUUUUCAGGUUUACAAUGGGUGUCAAACAUUUCUUACUUAAAAUGGGGCUUUCAAGGUUUAGUGUAUGCUGAAAUACCAAAACUAACUUUUGAAUGUAGUGUAAACGCUACAGUACCUUGCAUAGAAAAUGGGGAUCAAGCUAUUAUACUUUAUGCCUUGGAUGGCGGCUCUGUUCUGGAAUCUGUAUUAGCUAUCUUAGGAUCUAUAUUUGCAUAUUUGUUAUUAUAUUUUAUAUGUUUGAGGUUUAUUCCACAAAAGCCACAUCAAAUGUAACGCCAAUCACAUCUUUGAUAAUUAGUAUACAACGACAAAUUGAUUACAUAUCAAUUCUCAUAUUUAUUAGAACGGGUUAAUUUCUUAUUGACUGAAUUAUAUUGACCACAUGAUUUCGUCAUUACUAAUGAUUGAUAUUAUAUAUCGAAAGCAGAUUAUCUGUAUAAGUCUUGAUCGAGAACCUUUUUGAUCACGUCUUAUGCAGAUAUUCUGUAUUUUUCUCUCAAUGAGUGCCAUUCCAUUCCGUUCCAUCUCGUAUCGAUUUUGACAUUUUCUUUAUGUGGAAUUAACUGCUUUUUCAUGUUUUAAUCUGCUGAAAAUCAGUACCAUAAUGUAGUUAAAAUUCAUUCAAAACAACAUUUGUUCAUUCCAGUAACGAAAUGUUCAUUAAUCAAAAUCGGAAAUAUACUGUACUACUUAUAGUUCAAUAAGAGGCGGGGUAUUAAAGGUUUUGCAUUAGCAGGAAAGAAUGACAGUAAUAAAUAUGGUACUAAACAACAAUAAAUAGUAUUCAAACAGCAAUGGCAUCGAUCAAGAGAAAAUCAAAUUGAAACAUGCAACAGAUUCUGUGCUCGCAGUUCAUUUUGUGCAGAUUACAGACUGGAAAUUUUGAACAUAAAUGAAAAGAUAUGGAAUGAUAGUUUGGUUACCAAAACAGUUGAAGAGCUAUUUAACCGAAAAGAACAAAUAAUAGCCAAAUAGCUGAAAUAGCCAAAAAUUUACGGCAUUUUUCGAAUAAAAUGAAUUAGCGUGUAAUUUUAUUUCUUAUUAUUUUAAGGCAAUGUUUAAAUGUGUGCACACGUUUUGUGUUAUUUAAAACAAAUGAUCCAUUUUAAUAUUUAAAAAAAAACAUUAUCAAUUGCCAUAGUUAUUUCAUAUAUAAUUUGGUCGAGUUAAUUGUUGGUAGACUUUUAAUUCAAGAUAAUAACAUCCACUCAGUAGUUUCUGUAAUAAUUCUCUGUUGGUAAAUUUUAUAUAUAUUAUAAAAGCUUAGGUUGUAAAUCCCCCAUCCGAAACCGCCUUGAUAUAAAAUUAUGAGAUGUGGUAUGAUUGCCAAUGAGAAAGAUAUCAAAAAGUGCCCAAACGAUUGAAGGUAAGUCGGCUCAUAUAUGUUCACCAAAGUUAAAGAUUGGAGGCA
This is a messenger RNA of Mytilus trossulus (common blue mussel), 3252 nucleotides long. RefSeq names its product ATP-binding cassette sub-family G member 8-like. Gene Ontology annotation, biological process: cholesterol homeostasis; transmembrane transport; cholesterol efflux. Gene Ontology annotation, molecular function: ABC-type transporter activity; cholesterol transfer activity; ATP binding. NCBI's taxonomy places the organism in Eukaryota, Metazoa, Mollusca, Bivalvia, Mytilida, Mytilidae. Bases 159 to 2114 code for a protein of 651 amino acids. The transcript has 11 exons. Gene Ontology annotation, cellular component: signaling receptor complex; plasma membrane. The record is from RefSeq and is a predicted model, not a curated record.